This is a messenger RNA of Pestalotiopsis fici W106-1, 1449 nucleotides long. RefSeq lists its product as uncharacterized. Gene Ontology annotation, biological process: regulation of gene expression; regulation of RNA metabolic process. Gene Ontology annotation, cellular component: cytoplasm; nucleus. Bases 1 to 1449 code for a protein of 482 amino acids. Gene Ontology annotation, molecular function: mRNA binding. The record is from RefSeq and is a predicted model, not a curated record. NCBI's taxonomy places the organism in Eukaryota, Fungi, Ascomycota, Sordariomycetes, Amphisphaeriales, Sporocadaceae. The transcript has 2 exons.
AUGUCUGCAUCACCAUCUCAUACAACCAACCCGGCCAAGCGCCCUCUCGAGGAUGCCUCAUCGCCUUCGGCCAAGAAUGACCAGCCUGAAGCUAAGCGACCUGCCCUCGACAAGGUUAUCAAGAACGGCCAUGAAGAGGAGGAGAAAUCAGACGUUGAAGAACGUCCCGUCACAUCUCCCACCGAGGCUGAAGCCCCUCUCAAGCCCGAAGACACCAACGGAGAAAAGGCCGAGGCGGAGUCCAAGGAUGAUCUCGGCGAGGUCGCUGCUUCAGAUGCCAAUGAUUUGAAGGCUCCUGGCGGUCUCACUGCCGCCAGCACUACUGCUGCUUCCAUUCCGCCGAGUACCAACACUCACGAUGAGACUGCUUGGAUUCACAUUCGAGCUGUGAUUUCCAGCCCCGAGGCUGCAACCAUCAUUGGCAAGGGAGGCGAAAAUGUCAGCAACAUUCGCAAGCAGUCUGGCGCUAAGUGUACCGUCAGUGAUUACCAAAAGGGCGCCGUAGAGCGUAUCCUCACUGUUAGCGGAGUUGUAGAUGCUGUCGCCAAGGCCUUUGGUCUGAUCAUUCGUACCCUCAACAAUGAACCUUUGACAGAGUCGUCGACAGCCCAGUCCAAGACGUACCCUCUCCGUCUCCUGAUUCCUCACGUGCUUAUAGGAUCUAUUAUCGGCAAGGGUGGUGUGAGAAUCCGUGAAAUUCAGGAGGCUUCGGGUGCCAGACUUAACGCCUCGGACUCGUGCUUACCCCUGUCCUCUGAGCGCUCGCUAGUAGUCAUGGGCGUGGCCGAUGCAGUGCACAUUGCUACCUACUAUGUCGGAAGUACCCUCUUGGAUCAGCUCAAUGAGCGCUUCGGUGGACCCGCAGCGUCGGCAUACGCAACGCGCAGCGGUGGCCCUGCUGGUGUUGUACCUGGCGGCAUGCAGGUAGUGCCGUACUGUCCUCAACCAGCCGGAGGCAACUUUGGACAACGGGAGAACUACGGCAGACGUCCCGAUCCGAGAUCCCACCACUACUUGCCUCCCAACCCUUAUCCUCAACAGCAGCCCCCGUACCACGGCGCAGUACCGCAGCCUGCUGCCAGCGCACCUUUGCACUAUGCUCCUCAAGCCGCCGGUGGCUACGGUGCUGGACCUCACAUGCCUCCGCACCAGGGUGGUCAUGUCGCUGGUCCUCAAGCCCACGGUGGACCUCAGGGCCAGCAACCCAUGCACGGUGGCGGUAUGGCCGGUGCUCCCAUGACUCAGCAGAUCUACAUCCCUAAUGACAUGGUCGGCGCUAUUAUUGGUAAGGGUGGACAGAAGAUCAACGAAAUUCGACAGAUCAGUGGAAGUGUCAUCAAGAUCAACGAGCCGCAAGACAAUAGCAAUGAGCGACUGGUUACCAUUACUGGUACCGAGGAGUGUAACAGAAUGGCUCUGUAUAUGCUGUAUUCUCGACUUGGUGAGUAA